UGGAAUAUUGUGGGGGAGGUGGAAAAUGUCCUACGCAAGGAAAAAAUUUCCCAACAUUAAUAGUUGCCACAACAAGAUUUAAAAGUUUUUUCGGAUAUAAAAAUGCAAACGUCGUAUUUCACAAAUCGAAGAAUCCAG
This is a messenger RNA of Acaulospora morrowiae, 138 nucleotides long. NCBI's taxonomy places the organism in Eukaryota, Fungi, Glomeromycota, Glomeromycetes, Diversisporales, Acaulosporaceae. The record is from the annotation of a GenBank genome assembly.